AGAGAGAGAGAGAGAGAGAGAGAGAGAGAGAGCUUUGAAUAAGGAAAUAGCAGACACUUCAAACUGGAAUACUUUUGAUGACACAAGGCAACACCAAGUUGAAGGUUGUGAACCUCCGGACACACUGAUGUGUUUCACGUCCUUCUUUAAGGAUGGGUGGAUGCUGCAGUGGUCAGAAACGACAACAAGAUGACCUUCACCCCUCAGCGAAGCUCACGGACUCCACCAAUCACGUAACACACAAAGGAGAAAAUGCUUCCAAUAAUGGACGAGAUCUUGUCAUCGCUCAGCAUGAUUUUAAACCAACCAACGACAACGAUCUGGGGUUCAAAAAGGGAGAACAUCUUCAGAUUCUACAGGAGAGUGGAGACUGGUGGCUGGCGAAGUCUCUGCGAACCGGAGAGGAGGGCUACAUACCAAGCACCUAUGUAGCCAGAGCUCACACCCUGGAAGAACAGAGUUGGUUUUUCAAGGAAUUGAGUCGUAAAGAGACUGAGCGCCUGCUCUUGGCUCCUGGGAACAAAGUCGGGUCGUUUCUCGUCAGAGAGAGUGAGACCACCAAAGGAGCCUUCUCUCUGUCCAUCAGAGAUUCGGGCCUGGAACACGGAGACAUGGUCAAGCACUACAAGAUCCGUUCCCUGGACAAUGGAGGAUACUACAUCUCCCCCUCCACCACAUUUCCCAACCUGCAGGAGUUGAUCAAUUACUACACCCGUAAGUCUGAUGGGUUGUGUCAGCGUCUGAAUGAGCCCUGCAAGCCAAAGCCCCCAGUGCAGCCGUGGGCACAGGACGAGUGGGAGAUACCCAGGGACACCCUGAAGAUGGUCAAGAAACUGGGAGCAGGACAGUUUGGAGAAGUCUGGAUGGGAUAUUAUAAGGGGAAUCAGAAGGUGGCCAUUAAAACGCUGAAGGAAGGAACCAUGGAACCUGAGGCCUUUCUGCAGGAGGCCAACCUGAUGAAACAGCUGAAACACGACCGACUGGUACGACUCCAUGCUGUCGUUACCUUGGAACCCAUCUACAUCGUCACAGAGUACAUGGUCAAUGGAAGCCUACUGGACUUUCUAAAAACAGACGAGGGCAAGAAGCUAAAUGUCCCUAAACUGAUAGACAUGUCAGCACAGAUAGCAGAAGGCAUGGCCUACAUAGAGAAGAAGAAUUAUAUCCACAGAGACCUACGAGCUGCCAACAUUCUUGUCAACGAGACUCUCCACUGCAAGAUAGCAGAUUUUGGGCUGGCCAGGAUUAUAGAGACCGAGUACACUGCUCAGGAAGGUGCUAAGUUUCCUAUUAAAUGGACAGCACCGGAGGCAAUCAACUAUGGGACGUUCAGCAUCAAGUCAGAUGUCUGGUCGUUCGGCAUCCUGUUGACUGAGAUAGUCACUUAUGGAAGAAUACCGUAUCCAGGUAUGACAAACCCUGAGGUAAUCCGGAACCUCGACACAUUUUACAGGAUGCCGUGUCCAGAGGGUUGUCCCGCUGAAUUGUACGACAUCAUGAUGUCCUGCUGGAGAGAAAAGGCAGAGGAUCGACCUACGUUUGAACACCUACAACACACACUCAACGACUUCUUCAUUGCCACAGAAGGACAAUAUGAAAUGCAGCCCUGAAGUCAUGAUGUUCCCGUAUAAAUCUUUAAAAAAAUGUGGGCGACAAAGUAAUGUCAAAGUUGAUUAGUAAUGGUUAUAAUGCUUGAGGACCACAUGGACAUGCCAUCUAUACUGCAUAUGUCCGACAACACCCAGGGAUUUUAGGAGAGACCUGAUGGAGUCGAGCUGAGCCAAAUCAAGCUGGACCAAGCAGGGUUACUGAAUGCAGUUGCUGCCUGGAAUUAAUCUGAAAUGGACCAUUUGAAAUGAUGGAAAGAAAAAAAUGAAAUUAUAAAAUAUCCAUGCCA
Molecule: messenger RNA, 1897 nt
Organism: Esox lucius (northern pike)
Lineage: Eukaryota; Metazoa; Chordata; Actinopteri; Esociformes; Esocidae
Gene: blk
Product: BLK proto-oncogene, Src family tyrosine kinase
Exons: 13
Coding region: 153-1610 (485 amino acids)
Biological process (GO): protein phosphorylation; cell differentiation; cell surface receptor protein tyrosine kinase signaling pathway
Cellular component (GO): extrinsic component of cytoplasmic side of plasma membrane
Molecular function (GO): ATP binding; non-membrane spanning protein tyrosine kinase activity; signaling receptor binding
Source: RefSeq, a predicted model, not a curated record